AUGUUACCGCCAAAAAGAAAAAAAAAUGUUAAAAUAGACAGCACAGAAAAAUUUGAAGUUAUUGAUACUGAAGAUCUUGAUCCAUUAUAUCUUGAUGAAUUUACACUACCACCUAUUGAUUCUGGUAUGGAAGCAGAAGAAGAAAAAGAAGUUCAUCUUAAAAAAAUUAUAGAACAAAAAACUGGUGAAAUUCCAGUUCCAGUAAUUUUUGAAACUGAGAAUCUUUUUGUAAAAAAAUACAUACAUCCAGAAACAUAUGUGAAAUAUCAUAAAGAUGUUAAUAUUGAAUAUUGCAAAUCUGAAGAAGACAAAAAUCUAAUGUUAAGUUAUAAUAUAAAUGAAGAAGAAUACAAUUUAAUUAUACAACACAUUAAAAAAGAAAUUGAUGGAAGUAAAAGAGUAUCAAGUGAAGAUAAUAUUUUAUAUGAAAAUGAAGUCUAUAAAACAGUUUAUGAUGCUAUAAAAUAUAAGUUUUUACUACGUGAGGAUUUAAAUGAAUCAUCUUCUUAUGUUUGCUUUAGAAAAAGAAUUAUUAAGCCUAGUAGAAAAAAUAGAAGAAGUGAGACACAAGCAAAAGAAAAAAUAAGUCGAUUAUAUACUGAAUUUAAUUUAAUUCAAACAAUGUGUGAUUUAAGUAAAAAGAAACAUGAGAUAGAUAAUGAAAUACUUAAAAAUGAUCUAGAAAUUAUUAACAAAGUUAAUGAAAUAACUUUCAAAUAUGAAAACACUAAAAAUAAAAUUCGUAAUGUUUUAAACUGUAAAGAAAUAACGAAGAAGAAUUUUGUUCUACAAGGAGAUAUCUUUCAUAAUAUUUUGUAUAAUAGAGACAAUAUUAAAGCGCUAAAACGUAAGUUAAACAGUAAGUUGACAUUCAAUGAUGAAGAUAUAAAAAAAGAGUGGAUAGCUUAUCAAAAAUACAAAAGUGAUGAAUUGUAA
Messenger RNA from Vairimorpha ceranae, 936 nucleotides. Its product is annotated as polycomb enhancer epc. Bases 1 to 936 code for a protein of 311 amino acids. The record is from RefSeq and is a predicted model, not a curated record. The transcript has a single exon. NCBI's taxonomy places the organism in Eukaryota, Fungi, Microsporidia, Nosematidae.